Molecule: messenger RNA, 711 nt
Organism: Tetrahymena thermophila SB210
Lineage: Eukaryota; Ciliophora; Oligohymenophorea; Hymenostomatida; Tetrahymenidae
Product: cyclic nucleotide-binding domain protein
Exons: 9
Biological process (GO): activation of GTPase activity; nucleocytoplasmic transport
Cellular component (GO): nucleus; perinuclear region of cytoplasm; cytosol
Molecular function (GO): GTPase activator activity; small GTPase binding
Source: RefSeq, a predicted model, not a curated record
AUGAUAUCCUAGUAUUUUGACAAUCUAGAAGAAUUUAUAAAAUCUUCUCUUUAAUCUCAUUAGGUUCUCCACAUUGCUCUGAGGUAUAGUUAAAUGGGUGAUGAUAAUGCUUCACGUUUAGGUUCUGGUUUAGGAAAGUGCAUUAAUCUCUCAAAUGUGACUCUUGAUCUUAGUCACAAUUAAAUUGGUGCAAUUGGCACAUUAGACUUAAGUUCUGCUUUAGUAAAAUGCACUAAUCUCUCAAAUUUGACUCUUGAUCUUAGAUCUAAUCAAAUUAAUAAUGAAGGUGCUUUAGGCUUAAGUUCUGAUAUAGGAAAGUGUACUAAUCUAUUAAAUUUGACACUUGAUAUUGGGUAUAAUUAAAUUGGUGAUGAAAGUGCAUCAGGCUUAGGUUCUGGUUUAGGAAAGUGUAUUAAUCUCUCAAAUUUAACGCUUUUUCUUGAUUGGAAUACUAUUGGUGAUGAAGGUAUUAUAGGCCUAGGUUCGGAUUUUGAAAAGUACACUAAACUCUAAAAUUUGACACUUGAUCUUGGGUCUAAUUAUAUUGGCGAUGAGGGUGCUUCUGGCUUAGUUUAUGGUUUAGGAAAAUGCACUAAUCUCUCAAAAUUAACGCUUUAUCUUUGUGGUAACGAAAUUAAUUAAGAAUAAUAAUUGAAAGUAAAGUGUCUCAAAUCAAAAAGAUUAGUUGCCUUACAAUUAGAAAUUUGGUGA